AUGGAAGACACAGCCGUUUUAAAUGAAACACAUGUCCGUCCAGCUGGCCUUUUUAUUGGUGGGUUUACAGAUUUACCAUAUGAAAACUUGUUUUGGGCUUUUUUGUCUAUAGUUUACUUCCUAACACUUCAGUCAAAUGCUUUGAUUAUUGUCAUAAUAUGGCGUCAUCAGUCACUGCACACUCCUAAAUAUUUAGCUAUCUGUCAUAUGGCUGUCAUUGAUGCCUGCUGUAGCACAGCUGUUAUACCAAAAGCUAUAGACACAUUUCUUUUUAAUCACAGAUUUGUCAAGUAUGAAGCCUGUAUGUGCAGUGUCUUCUUUGUGCACUUUUUUGUUGGGAUGCAGUCAUUCUCACUUAUGUUACUUGCUUAUGACAGAUUCAUUGCAAUAUGUUUUCCUUUACAUCAACACACUAUUAAUACUCCAUUUAGAAUGUUGUUGAUAAUUGGCAUUCUUUGGUUAAUUAUGGCAACUCUGGUUCUAAUAUCUGUUGGUCUAAUAAGCAAUCUUUCCUUUUGUAGCUCUCUUGUGGUAAAAAGUUACUUUUGUGAUCAUGGACCAGUGAUUUAUUUGGCUUGCAAUGAUAAUUCGCUUAAUAUCGAAAUAGCAAAUUUGCGCAUAAUUGUAGCAAUAUUUGUUCCAUUUUGUUUUAUACUAUUUACGUAUGCAUGUAUUUUCAGAGCUCUCUCUAAAUUAUCUUCUGUAGACAGGCAAAAGGCAUUUAAAACAUGUACGUCACAUUUAAUUCUAGUAGGGAUCUAUUACAUACCUCUGCUUUUAACUUACUUCACAGUAAUGGCUGGCUACAGCAUUUCCACAAAUGCGAGAAUACUAAAUAGUUCUCUUUCCGUUUCUGUUCCUCCAAUGCUAAAUCCAAUUAUAUAUACUCUCAAAACUGAAGAGAUUAUGGAUAAAAUAAAAAAGUACUUCUUUCGAAAGCAAUUAGCUUCCAGCUCAAGUUAG
Polypterus senegalus (gray bichir) is the source of this 963-nucleotide messenger RNA. Its product is annotated as olfactory receptor-like protein I9. The record is from RefSeq and is a predicted model, not a curated record. Gene Ontology annotation, cellular component: membrane. NCBI's taxonomy places the organism in Eukaryota, Metazoa, Chordata, Cladistia, Polypteriformes, Polypteridae. Gene Ontology annotation, biological process: G protein-coupled receptor signaling pathway. Gene Ontology annotation, molecular function: G protein-coupled receptor activity; olfactory receptor activity. The transcript has a single exon. Bases 1 to 963 code for a protein of 320 amino acids.